Molecule: messenger RNA, 999 nt
Organism: Aspergillus melleus
Lineage: Eukaryota; Fungi; Ascomycota; Eurotiomycetes; Eurotiales; Aspergillaceae
Exons: 1
Coding region: 1-999 (332 amino acids)
Source: RefSeq, a predicted model, not a curated record
AUGGCAGGCGAAACAGGGCCUAUAGCCCUCUCGCGGGGGAUGUCGAUGCUCAUCGCCGCUUUCUUUGCCAUCUCCUGCUACAACGUGCUGGAGAUCACUAUCACGAUUUUCACGACAUUCAAGCGACGACGAGGGCUCUACUUCUGGAGCAUGCUGGCGGCCAACUGGGGAAUCCUGCUACAUGCCAUCGUCGUCUUUCUCCGAUUCUUCGGCCUAGCACCCAACCUGCCCAUGUGCGUCCUGACCGUGCUGGGCUGGUACGCCAUGGUUACGGGGCAAUCCGUGGUGCUCUAUUCUCGACUCUACCUCGUCACCGGCGACACACGACGAUAUCGCUGGAUCCUGUACAUGAUCAUCACGAACUUCUGCAUCCUGCACAUUCCCGUGAGCAUCCUCUUCAUCGGGAGCAACGCCGGCGACGACCGCUUCGUUAAACCAUUCAACAUCUACGAGAAGAUCCAGCUGGCUGGAUUCUGCGCCCAGGAGAUCCUCAUCAGCGCCAUCUACAUCUGGGAAGCCACGGCAGUCCUCCGCCCCGUGUUGGCCGUCAAGGGACGGAAGGGUCACUACGUCUGGCUACAUCUCAUCGUAGUCAACUGCUUCAUCAUCCUGCUGGACGCGUCGCUCCUCGCAACCGAAUACACGAAUAACUUCGACGUGCAAACCACCUACAAAACCGUCGUCUACAGUGUCAAACUGAAAAUGGAAUUCAGCAUGCUGAACCGGUUGAUCGGCGUCGUGCGGACCAACACCACCAUCGACGACUGCGUCGUGGACUCGCAGCAACACCGGGACUCGGAUUCCCGCAGAAUGAACACCCCGGACGGCGGCGCCGCCUUGAACGAUAACCUGCGUCUUCUCCCACGCGAUGGACAUUACGGAGACAAUCACGGCGACUUGGUCGUGGAAGCGUCCUAUCAACGGACAGCGCCGCUUCCACCACUGGAGGAUGAUACUCGAGUUGUAACAUAUCCUGUGGCGUUGCAUCCAAAAGUUUAG